Molecule: messenger RNA, 7785 nt
Organism: Diceros bicornis minor
Lineage: Eukaryota; Metazoa; Chordata; Mammalia; Perissodactyla; Rhinocerotidae
Product: KIAA1549 ortholog
Exons: 20
Coding region: 311-6133 (1940 amino acids)
Source: RefSeq, a predicted model, not a curated record
GGCGCCCGGCCGGCCGGGAGGUGGUGCUCGCCUCCCCGCGCUCGGGCCCGCGCGUUGCCGGGCAGCGGCUCCGAGGCUCCGAAGGGGGCGGAGCGACGAGGCCGGCGUGCGGCUGGCGGCCCCUGUCCGCGGUUCCGGCCCCCGGCCCGCCCCCGCCUCGCCGGCCUCCCUCCGCGCGGUGCGCGGCGCCCCGUCCCAGCCGCAGCCGCAGCGGCCGCCCCGCCCGGGCCCGAAAGCGCGGAGCCGCGAGGCCGGGCCGGGGCGCCGGCCGGGACUGCCGGGGGCGCGGCGCCGACGCCGAGGCGCGGCCAUGGAGGGGAAGCCCCGCGCCGGGGUCGCGCUGGUCCCGGGGCCGAGCGGCCGCGGGCCUUCCGCCCGCCGCGCCCGCCGCCCGGGGCUGCUGCUCCCCGGCCUCUGGCUGCUGCUGCUGGCCCGGCCGGCCUCGUGCGCCCCAGACAGGCUCUCCCUGGAACAGCACAACCUUUCUUUAUCCUCCGUGGAGCUCGUGCUGAAGAAGAGUGCCGUGCACAGCCCUGCACAUGUGGCCUUAAGGGAAACUGCCCCAGGGUCCCAGCAAAGCCCUUCUCUCCACCUCAUAUCACCUCCAUCUGCCACUCCUUUUGAUACAACCUUUUUUAACCAAGGAAAACUGACCCAAAGUACGGCAGAUCACAGCAUCUUUGUGGCAAAUUACGUGUCAGUGACGAGCAACGAGGUGGUCAUAGAUGAUGAUGAGAUGGAUAACUUUUUGCCAGAAACUCACUGGACCUCUUCCCGUGCGGUUUCUCCGAUACAGUAUGUCACAGUCAGUCCGCCGGGGCUGCCCAGGGAAACCCUAGACUCCGUGCUGACUCCAUCGUUACCCAUGAUUUCUUUACAAGAUGAAGAAGUGACAUCAGCCUGGCAGAACACGAUGCAGCAACCCACAAGGUAUGCUGAGUCCCCCAGUCCUUUCAAUCCUUUUCGGUCAGCUUUUCCCACUUCCGAGGGCAUAAUUCCAACUCCUAGUAGGAAUUUGGUGCUUUAUCCUACGGACACUUAUGGGCACUUAUCAAGCAGGACUUUGCCGGAGAUCGUGGCAUCAGGAACACAGGAUGUAGGAACCCUCCUUUUCAGCUCGUGGUCUUCAGUACCUCGGCCAUUAGGUGAUGGCAUUACUCAACAGCCAUUUCCCCCCUCCGGGGAGGUCUCACCGCCUUCAGAGGAUGUUCUGGCCACAUGUGCAGACAGACACCCUGAUGUGACCACUGCUUUGAUUCAAAGUCUAAAAGAAACCAGCUCUCCAAGAACAUACUCUACUGCAACUGUAUCACAGACAGCCCUUGAUAGCAGCAGCAGCAACACAAAUUCAGAUUUGUUUUCAACUCCUCUUGUGUUUGUGUCCAUUUCUACACAAUCUGCUGAUGUUUCGUAUCACCCCUCUCUUCCCGGCAACUCCAGUGAAACAUCAGAAUCGCCUGACAAUUCAGUAGUCCCAGGUCACGUGGAUGACACUUACGUCGGGAGCCCAGUGUCUUCAUUCAGACCGUACACGUGGUGCGUGUCCUGCACUCUGGCGUCACCUCGGCGUGUUCUGUCAACGAGCCUCAUGGAGAAAGACAUGGGAUCGGGGGAUGGCGCUGAGACCCUGUCUGUGACUGUAUUGGAAGCAAGCAGCAUCUCUCCACUGAGCAGCAUGGUAGCGGACUUCUCGGAAUUUGAGCAAGAUCCUCAAGAAUUUAAUACACUUUUCCCCUCAAGGCCGAUAGUUCCACUUUCUUCUCGAUCUGUGGAAAUCUCGGAAAGGAGCGUUGGUAUUUCAGCUGAGGUGGAUAUGAGUAGUGUUAGGACCAUACAAGCAUAUCCUUCCCAUGGUGACCUCUCUGUACCAGUGUCACUUGAUACUGCUGCUUUGGGCUCUUCCUCUGUCGUUGAAGCUCAAGUAACGCCAUCCAGCGUAACGGCUGUGUUUUCCUCGGUCACCGCCAGUGUUCUCCUUGACUCAUCUUUCCCUGUCACAGCAAACAAAAGCGCACCAUCACUUGCUCUCAGAGACCCAAGUCUUUUUACAUCUCACGGUUUGGCUCCUUCGGUGAAGUCUUCACUUUUCCCUGACCGAGAACCAGCCAGUUUUUCCCAGCAUGAAACUAGAAGUAUUUUGGAUUUUGCCUCCAGCUUUUUCUCAACUCCACCACUGGAAUUCAGCAGUUCGGUCCCUCCAUCUUCGGAAGUACUUGCUUCUCCGUCUCUGAUGUCAAGUGAUUUGUCAACCUUCAUUUCUCAGGCUUUUUCUACCUUGGUUGAGACACUUAUAUUGACCGACUCUAUCCAUUUGCAGUCACCUCAGCUUUCUGUUCCUAAUUCCACAAACCUUGAAUUUCCUCAGCUCUGGCCAAGUUCAGACCUUCUUUUAAAUACAUUCACUGUUCUACCCAGUUACUCUGAAACGUCACUACUAUCAAGCUUCCCCUCUGAUUCUCUCAAGUUCUUUGAAGUGUCAACAGUUUCACUGGCAGAUUCUGAAGCUCAUUUUACCUCAGCCCUCACUGAAACUACCUCCUAUUUUGAGUUUUCACUCAUCUCCCAUGAAUCUGCAGUCACCACACUGGUGCCCUCCAGUUCUGAGCCCAUCCUUGACAUUUUGACUGCUGGAACUCACUUGACGUCACUUUUGACUGCUUUUCACACUACGCCCAUUUUAACAGAGUCUUCUCUCUUUUCAUCUCCGACACCUUCCAAUAAUGAUAUCAGUGCUACGGAUGGUCACACAUCUGCCUUAUUCUCUUUCUCCAAAGUCAUUCCUACCACUACAGUACUGGUCACUGCCGUGUACUCGUCAUCAGCAUCCUCAUUUGUUUCUGAGGUGGUCCUCUCACCUCUGCCUACACAGCCAAUAUUUAUGGGUCCAUCCACACCCACAGACUUAUUGAUGAACGCCUCCACUAAACCGAGCUCAUCUAACACCAGUGCUGCCCCUGAUAAUACCAUUAAUACCACCCUGAACAGCAAAACUGCGAUUCAGAAUCCCCAUGGGAACAGCACGACUCUCCCCAUGCCAUCCCUUCAUCCAGUGAUCACCCCCACUCCUGAAGCGCCGGUAGAUACUCCAGCGCUGGUCACCACCAAGCCGCCAUACGUGUGUGAUAUUACAGUUCCCAAUGCCUAUUUGAUCACAACUGUGCUGGCCAGAAGAGCCGUGCAGGAGUACAUCAUUACAUCCAUCAAAGAGGUGUUGAGGAUCCACUUCAACCGCGCGGUGGAGCUCCAGGUUUAUGAAUUAUUCGCUGACUUUACUUUUCUGGUAACAUCUGGUCCUUUCGUUUACACGGCGAUAUCAGUCAUAAAUGUACUUAUAAAUAGCAAACUUGUACGUGACCAAACUCCUUUAAUCCUGGCUGUGAAACCUUCCUUCCUUGUGCCAGAGUCCAGGUUCCAAGUUCAAACAGUACUUCAGUUUGUGCCUCAGAGUGUGGAUACUGGCUUCUGCACCUUCACCCAGCGCAUUGAGAAAGGCCUGAUGAUAGCACUCUCUGAAGUGAGGAAACACCACCAGGGGACGUACAACCUCACGGUGCAGAUCUUGAAUAUCACUGUGGGUUCUUCAAGGGUGGCUUCUCGGCGGGGUCCAGUGAACAUCGUCUUUGCUGUUAAAGGCACACAGGGGUUUCUGAAUGGGUCAGAAGUGAGCGAGCUGCUCAGGAACUUGAGCGUGGUGGAGUUCAGUUUCUAUCUGGGGUACCCGGUGCUACAGAUCGCUGAACCCUUCCAGUACCCACAGCUCAACUUAUCUCACUUGUUGAAGUCCUCGUGGGUGAGAACAGUCCUCCUGGGUGUCGUUGAGAAGCAGCUCCAGAGUGAAGUGUUUCAAGCUGAGAUGGAGCGCAAGCUGGCCCAGCUGCUCGGUGAGGUUUCCACCAGGAGGCGGAUGUGGAGAAGGGCCACCGCUGCCGCCGGGAACAGCGUGGUGCAGGUGGUAAAUGUGUCAAGGCUGGAGGGAGAUGACAACCCUGUGCAGCUCAUCUACUUUGUGGAGGAUCAAGAUGGAGAAAGACUCAGUGCGGUCAAGUCUUCAGAUCUGAUUAACAAGAUAGAUGUCCAGAGAGCAGCCAUUAUCUUGGGUUACCGAAUUCAAGGCGCCGUUGCCCAACCCGUGGACAGGGUAAAGAGGCCGUCCCCAGAGUCCCAGAGCAGCAACCUCUGGGUCAUUGUGGGUGUGGUCAUUCCAGUGCUGGUGGUGAUGGUGAUCGUUGUCAUCCUCUACUGGAAACUCUGCCGCACAGACAAGUUGGACUUUCAGCCUGACACGGUGGCCAAUAUUCAGCAGCGUCAGAAGUUGCAGAUCCCUAGUGUGAAGGGCUUCGAUUUUGCUAAGCAGCAUCUGGGUCAGCACAACAAAGAUGACAUAUUGAUUAUUCACGAGCCGGCACCACUGCCGGGACCUGUGAAGGACCAUGCCACGCCCUCUGAAAAUGGAGAUGUGCCGAGUCCCAAGGCAAAGAUCCCCUCCAAGAACAUCCGUCACAGAGGAAGAGUUUCUCCCUCAGAUGCUGACUCUACAGUAAGCGAAGAGUCCAGUGAGAGGGAUACAGGAGACAAGACGCCAGGAGUGGUGAACGACAGCAAGUCCCACAGAGCCCCACAGAGUGGGCCACCACCCCCCAGUCCAGGGAACGAGCAGCACUCAUCAGCCUCCAUCUUUGAGCAUGUGGACAGGAUUUCCCGCUCCUCGGAAGCCAGUCGACGGGUCCCCAGUAAGAUCCAGCUGAUUGCCAUGCAGCCAAUCCCAGCUCCCCCAGUUCAGCACCCUGUAUUGGCUGACAGAGUGGCAGAAACCAACAAAAUUAACAAAGAGAUUCAGACGGCGCUGCGGCACAAGUCGGAGAUCGAGCACCAUCGGAACAAGAUCCGGCUCCGCGCCAAGCGCCGCGGCCACUACGAGUUCCCGGUGGUGGACGAGCUGUCCUCGGGCGACACGCGCGAGCGCCACCGCGUCUACCGCCGGGCGCAGAUGCAGAUCGACAAGAUCCUGGACCCCACGGCCAGCGUGCCCUCGGUGUUCAUCGAGCCCAGGAAGAGCUCGCGGAUAAAACGUUCUCCUAAGCCACGCCGGAAACAUCAGGUCAACGGCUGCCCUGGAGAUGCCGAGAAGGACAGACUCAUCACCACAGACAGUGACGGCACUUACAAAAGGCCCCCUGGUGUCCACAACUCUGCCUAUAUCGGUUGCCCGUCCGAUCCCGACCUCCCGGCAGAUGUGCAGACGCCGUCUUCUACAGAGCUGGGGAGGUAUCCGGGCCUGCCCUUCCCAGCGUCCCAGUACAUCCCGCCCCAGCCGUCCAUUGAGGAGGCACGCCAGACCAUGCACUCUCUCCUCGACGACGCUUUUGCCCUUGUGGCCCCCAGCAGCCAGCCUGCCAGUGCUGUGGCUGCAGGCCCCGGGGUCUCCGCCGGCCUGCCUGUGAACAGCACGCCUUCCCGGGAAGAGAGGCGAGCCACUCAGUGGGGGUCCUUCUACAGCCCAGCUCAGACAGCCAACAACCCAUGCAGUAGAUAUGAAGACUAUGGAAUGACUCCCCCAUCAGGCCCAUUGCCGAGACCAGGUUUUGGCCCCGGUUUGCUGCAGUCUUCGGAGCUGGUGCCUCCCGAGCCCCAGCAGCCACAGGCAUCGGCUGAAGCCCCGUUUGCUGCCCGAGGGAUCUACUCUGAGGAGAUGCCGUCCGUGGCCCGGCCUCGGCCUGUCGGCGGCACCACAGGCUCCCAGAUCCAGCACCUGACACAGGUGGGAAUUGCGAGCAGAAUUGGAGCUCAGCCAGUGGAAAUCCCAGCAAGCAGAGGUGCCCAGUACGGGGGACCAGGCUGGCCUUCAUAUGGGGAGGAUGAAGCGGGGCGGAGAGAGGCCACACACGUGCUCGGACAUCAGGAGUAUUCUUCUUCACCGCUGUUCCAGGUGCCAAGGACUUCAGGCAGGGAGCCCUCAGCUCCUCCUGGGAACCUCCCGCACAGGGGGCUGCCAGGCGCCGGGCUGGCUCACACUACCAGCUCCACGGAAGACCUCCAGCCCAGCCACUCCUCAGCUUCUCUCAUCAAAGCGAUCCGCGAGGAGCUCCUCCGGCUGUCCCAGAAACAGACCGCCGUGCAGAGCUUCCACAGCUGAUCGGCUUCGCCCUGCAGAUUUGCCAAGUAUUCGCUUCCCGUGGAAGCAAGACUAAAAGGAAGUCAACGUUUGUAAGAGGAUGAGCAUCUCCUGGGCUAGGUGCCCAUGUAAGGGAGCAAGUUGCAAUUUUGGAAGAUGCCAUAAGUCACGUGACAGCUCAUGAUGCUUUUAAUAAGUUGGCAAUUUUGUGACCACUUAGGUUCAGUCAAAAUUUACGUACUUUGGGCCAAAAGCCAGCAGCACUUCACGAAAGACAAACCACAAACCUAAGCUAACAAAAUUACCAAGUUAGUCUCCUUUUUAAAGGCAAAAGAUGAAAAUGUGUAGAUGGUAUAGGGAUUAAAGGAAUCCAGCAUUUCCGGGGAAAGAUGUGAUUCAGACUGGUUUGUAUGAUGAACCUGCUGCUUUGUUUUCUGAGAAAAGAGAUUUGAAGACAUUUUAUUAACAGCUUGAUUUCCCUCUUUCUCUCCAUAGGAACUUAUUUUAAUAGUAAUAUUAACAACAAGAAUACUAAGACUGUUCGAGAAUAAAAAAAGCUACUCGUGAGAAACCAAAUGAUAGAUUGUAGAGCCUGAUUAUUCCAAACUGAAGCCGUCAUCUGCGUUUUCCCUCUACUUCUGGUGCUGCAGCUCCGAGAGCCCCUUCACCUUUAUGUCUGUGAAAUGCAACUUUGGCUUUAUCGGUGGAAAAAUAUGUUGAAGGUUUCAUUUUGUUCUAAGGGAAAAAAAAAACCCUCCUAGUUAGAGGAGGAAAGCUUAAUAUUUAUUUGGUUAUUCAGAAUGCAUAUCGCAAUUUAGAUUUACAUUCUUAAUUGUAUUUGCUGUUUAUUAAUUGGGCACAUGCAACUACCGAUAGCAUCUCAUUUCUGCACAUGUCAGCAUUCAGGCCAGUCCUGUAGAAUGAGGCUCUCAGGAGGUCCUAACUAGUCCUUGCACUUUGCUGAUGAGUUGCUCACAAAUUGUUUGAAUGAGAAGUCUUACAUAAGCAAAACUUAUUUAUAAAAAUUCCUCAGACCACCAAAUUGUUAUUCAUGAAUAUAUUCCUAGUAAUCACAUCCUCUGUGUUCAGGACCUGGAAAUGAGACUGAGCAUGGUUCAGCCUGUCUGUCAAGAAUCAGGAAAUGUAAAGAAGAGCUUGGAGACGUGAAGGAAGGAGAAAGUUGCUCCUAAUUUCUGAUUUUAUUGUGCAUGCCUCUGCUGAGUGACUGUUAGAACCAUCUGGUGUACUUUGGGCCUGACAGAGGGUAUCAUCUCAAUUGAGAUUUACUUCUGAAGUAAACAUUUCCCCACUUCCCAAAUUAGACAAAAGAUUAUACUAACCAGGGCUGCUUGUUUCCCAUUACCUGAGUGAAAUUCAGAAGAAAAACAGGUAACAGAUUUCCACUAUGAAUCCUCUUUUAUUAAAUCAACUAAUACUUUUAAUUAAACAACAGAUAAACAGGCAGAAUUUGGGGCUCUGACUAAUCAAAAUUAGUGUAUCUGUGUCAAAUUUUAAGAAUCCUAAAAUAGUUAAAAUAGGUUUCUAAAGUGUCAUCAUUGGGUUCCAGAAUCACAUGUCAGCACCUCCUUAGUAAGGCCUGUCAUACAGAUUUACAGUACAGGGAAAAUUGGUUCUGGGAUGUUCAGAUGUAGUCAUUUUUUUUUUUUUUUUUU